Mucor velutinosus is the source of this 1119-nucleotide messenger RNA. Its product is annotated as Guanine nucleotide exchange factor for Cdc42p. The record is from RefSeq and is a predicted model, not a curated record. The coding region runs from base 1 to 1119 and encodes 372 amino acids. Gene Ontology annotation, biological process: transmembrane transport. Gene Ontology annotation, cellular component: membrane. Lineage: Eukaryota; Fungi; Mucoromycota; Mucoromycetes; Mucorales; Mucoraceae. Gene Ontology annotation, molecular function: transmembrane transporter activity. The transcript has 5 exons.
AUGCAAGACUAUUUCGAUCGGCAAGUGUUCAAAGGGUCUGUGGAUGUUACUGAAUUGAGCUUUGUGGGCACCAUUGGCUUUGCUUUUUGCGGUCUGAUGGGCCCUAUCACACCCUUCUUUAUGUCACUCGUAGGUGCUCGCUGGGUGAUGUUCUUUGGCACCGUUUUGAUAUCAGCUGGUCUGGUAUUAGCGAGUUUCUCUACUCAGGUGUGGCAAUUGUAUAUUACUCAAAGUGUUAUGCACGGCAUGGGUGCGGCACUCUUGUACAUUGUUUCCAUGUCAAUAUCACCGCAAUGGUUUGUAAAGAGACGAGGGUUUGCUAUGGGCAUCAUGGUUAGCGGUUCUGGUAUAGGCGGCUUGAUUAUGCCCUUCGUCAUGACAACGCUGAAUGAAUCACUGGGAGGAGCUUGGUGCUAUCGGGUGCUAGGCAUCAUCACCUGUGUCGUAAGUCUGAUUUCGACAUUGCUGUUAAAAGAGAAACCCAACAUGCCCAACGCCAAAAAGGUGCAGCUCAAGGAAAUGAUAAAUCUCAGUAUCUGCAAAGACCAUAAAUUCAUUAUUUGGUGUGUUGCAGGCAACUUGAGCAUGUUAUCAUACUUUGUCCCUGCAUUCUUCCUGCCAUCGCAUGCCACAAAGAUUGGAUUGUCGCCAAAUCAGGGGUCUGUGCUAGUGGCUAUCUUCUCUGCUGUCAAUGUGUUGGGUCGCAUCAUCUCUGGUUAUUUGGGUGACCAUAUCGGCGUCGUCAAUGUCGAUAUCGUCUUUUUAUUCACAUGUGGACUAAGUUCACUUUUUGUGUGGACGUUUGCCAAUUCGUUCAUCACGCUCAUGAUCUUUAUCAUCAUUUACGGCUUUAUGAGCGGUGCCGUGUUUUCGCUUUUGGCGCCAAUCACCGCUACCAUCACUGGCAUGGAAAAGUAUCCAUCUGGUAUUUGUCUGUAUCUUUUCUUCAUGACUGGAGCAAGAUUCGGUCCUUCGUUGGCAGGCGCAAUACAGGCAGCAACAAACAAGCACUCAUUUUUUGCACAUCAAAUGUUUACAGGACUCGCAUUCAUACUAUCAGCAUUCGUAACCCUGUAUCUCAAGUAUACAUUACAGCCCAAAAUUUUGGCAAAGGUGUAA